Molecule: messenger RNA, 1804 nt
Organism: Nicrophorus vespilloides
Lineage: Eukaryota; Metazoa; Arthropoda; Insecta; Coleoptera; Silphidae
Exons: 10
Coding region: 26-1804 (592 amino acids)
Source: RefSeq, a predicted model, not a curated record
AAUUUUAUUAAAAUAAAAAGAUAAAAUGGCUUUAAUUGAAAAUAACGGUGAUAAGUUAUUUAGUUUGUUCAACGAACUUGGAGUGAAUUUGGGUAAAACUGAUAGAACAGUUGUUAACGGUUGGUUCGAUUCGAAUUGCAAGGAAACUGUUGAUUUUCUCAAUUGGAUUUGCAACAGCAUAAAUACCAAUAAUGUCUUAACUAGUCAAGAAAGCGAUGCCUAUGAGCUUUUGCUUGAUAAUGAUUUGCUUCUUUCGAAUGAAAAAUAUGAUGCAGCCCUGGAAGAUUUGGAAAUCAACCAUACAGAUAUAUUCAAUGUUGAAAAUAACUUAUUCAAUAACGAAUGUUUGAUGGAUGAAAUUGCCAUAGCUGAUUUAGAUUUAGAUGAAGCAGAUCAAUCUGUUGCUAAUGAACAGAAACUUGGUUACCUUUUGAAGAACAGCAUGAUUAAGAAGAGGAAUGAACAAACUGAAGCUGAAGCCAAGAAAAAUGUUGCUAAAGAUAAAUGCAUGGUCUUAAGCAAUAAGUUGCAAGAUCUAAAUAAACAAUUGGAAGCACAAAUACUAAAGUAUGGGGAGCAUUUGAUUAAUUAUGAUAUGGAAUCAAAUCCUUCUUUUAUAUCUAGCAUACCAAAUGAAGAGUACAAUUUCUAUUGCAGUGAUGUUACUUCUGUUAUUAACCGAGUGAUAGGUAAGCACAAGUCAGCACCAAGCAAUGAUCUAAUCAUGUCCAGCACUAAAAAUAAACUUCAACAGAGUUUGUUCAAUAACACUGAAUCCUCAACUAUUCUUGAGGAGAUGCAGAAUCGAAUUGCAAAUAGCAUUUUCAAAUAUGUGCAAGCAAAAAGUCAGGAAUAUACUUUGGAAUCUACACUAAACUAUCUGAAUAACUUGGAUCUAUUUGAGGCUUCCACUUGCAUUCUGCAGGGCAUGGAUUUGUAUCAAAUGGAAGGGAUGAUAAUUUCCAAGAGGGAGCAAGUUAAAACCAUCACCAUUGAUCUGGAAGCUUUAGCAGGGCAAACUUCCAAAAAGUAUAUUAAUUUACCGAAGUUGGCCAAAGCCGAGAUGGAUUUGAAAGAGAUGCAGACGAAAAAUGCGUAUUUCACAGAUUUAAACGCAAAGAUCAGCGGCAUACUUUCUUUUCAAUUUCUUACUUAUCUGUUUUACGAGAGGGAAAAUAAGAAUAUGGAAAUUACGGACGGUUUCUUUAAAGAAGUGUACCAAUACAUAACGUACGAUUUGAAAAAUUAUGAAUUGAGAACGGAAAUGAUGAACAAAGUUAUUGAAGAUUACAACGAGUACAAGAGUAAACCAAUUGUAAAGCAGUAUAAGAUCCUGCAGGAUGUGAUGGAGUUGCUCCAGGGUAAUAGUAAGAAAGAAUAUGAUUUGCAGGACGUUGUUAAUGUGGUGCAGCAGUUCCGAGGCGAGUGUAGAAACCUCGAAAAGCGAGUUUAUCUAAAUGAUGUCGAUACGUUUAAAGCCGACUGUGAACCGAUUGUGGAGAAUAUAGAAGUGAUGAAGCGGUUUUUGAUGAAUGGACCCACUUCAGAAAUCAUCUCCAUACCGUAUAAUCUGUACACUACUUUCAAGAAGGUGUCUAAUGUGUUGGAGCAGCAAUUGUCGAUCAUCAAAACAACCACAAUUCUUACGAACGAUACUGAGAAGAAAAUAUCUAAGGAUAAGUGGUUUAACAUCAGGCGGCAGCUUUGGAUGUACUUUCUGAUUUCACCUAAGAAAGUGCUUGGUUUCAUAGAGCAUAUUGAGAAUGAGUUGAAGAUGGUUACCAGAUCCAGGUUAAAUGUUUAA